AUGGCUAGGAUCAAGCCUCAGGCUCUGUUACAGCAAAGCAAAAGGAAGAAGGGACCUUCUCGCAUUAGCGCGGCCAGUAUUAUAUUUUAUGCUUUGAUUCUUGUCUUGGUUGGUUUUUUCCUUUUGGCUACAUACAGACAUUGGUCCAACAGAUCAAGAUUGCAAUUAGAAAAUAACUCGACAAUAUCUGAUGAGGCUGAAAAUAGUUUUCCGGACUCGAAGAAAUCUGAGCUACCUGAAUAUGCUGUUUUAAAUACCUCUAAAGGGUCGAUAAUAGUAGAAUUGUACAAGGAAAGUGCUCCUGAAGCUGUUGAUGAAUUUAUCGACUUAUGUCAAAAAGGGCACUUCAAAGGGAUGCUUUUUCAGCGCGUAAUUAAGCACUACGUGAUUCAGGCAGGGGAUGGCCAAGGAACAGGAGCAGCUGAUUGGAACUUAAGAGGAAAGCAACCUACAAGUAUGAAACACGAAGCGUUCAUGCUUGGAACAUCCAAGGGCAAACACACCAACAAAGGAUUUGACCUCUUCAUUACAACUGCACCGAUCCCAGAUCUUAAUGAGAAGCUUAUUGUGUUUGGGCAAGUCGUCAGGGGAGAGGAUGUUGUUCAGGAAAUUGAAGAAGUGGAUACCGAUGAACAUUACACUCCUAAAAUAUCUAUUGGAAUACUUGACGUGACUCUCAAACAAAAGAUCUGA
Messenger RNA from Lathyrus sativus (Indian pea), 693 nucleotides. The record is from the annotation of a GenBank genome assembly. Lineage: Eukaryota; Viridiplantae; Streptophyta; Magnoliopsida; Fabales; Fabaceae.